Messenger RNA from Styela clava, 3029 nucleotides. Its product is annotated as metalloendopeptidase OMA1, mitochondrial-like. Gene Ontology annotation, cellular component: mitochondrial inner membrane. Lineage: Eukaryota; Metazoa; Chordata; Ascidiacea; Stolidobranchia; Styelidae. Gene Ontology annotation, molecular function: metalloendopeptidase activity. The record is from RefSeq and is a predicted model, not a curated record. Gene Ontology annotation, biological process: mitochondrial protein processing; protein quality control for misfolded or incompletely synthesized proteins.
ACAUGCGUCCAUAUAUAUUUUAUUGGUGUCCAUAGACAAUAUCAUUAAUUUGCAGUACGUAUAACUUUAGCGUAAUUUUUAAAAGCCCCGAAUGUUGGGAAAUUUAUGCGCUAAUGAAAAAAUUCGAAUACCAAAUCAUAGUUGCGCAUUUUAUCUAAGUUAUGUCCAAAUUUCAUGAAAUUCCAAACAACAGCAAGCAGUCCGUAGUCGUUUUUAUGAGCGGUAUUCUGACACGGCGUUACGGUACUUAGCAGAUGUGGUGCGUACAUUUUUUGGCGCGAAAAAGCGCGUUUUGUAACAUUCCUACAUUAAUUUUCUCACCGUAGGUGCAUAGGCAUUUAUUCUACACGCUAAACCUCGAAUUAACUUUCUACGACCAGGCUGCCAGGGGUUAAAGCUAUACAAACCACCAAAGUACGACACUCGGAAGACAUAUUUGCGACCGACCGACCUGUGUACGACCACAUAUUUCAAGCCUUGAACAUCGUUUCUGCUGCGUCGAGACUAGAGCAUACGAUUCCAGGAUUUUCUGAAAUAUCGCAUAAAGUAGAUAUGCUCCUUUCAAUGAGGUCUGGAUUGCUUCAGUACAGUAGAAGUGCAAAAUUCAAACCGUUUUUCAAUAAUCGAGAUCAAGUUUCUACACUAAAAUAUAGGAAAACGAAUUCUGCACUAUCCAAAUGCAAAAGGCUAUUUCACACAACUAAUCGCCAGGGAAUCAAUCCUAUCUUUGCUUUGAUUUUCAAAGCGCAUGGAGUGAAAGUUCUCAAAGGUGCAAGCAUUAUCUUUGGACGAACAUUUAGAAAAGUUUAUGAUAAGCUUCCUGAACAUAUUCGAGUACAGAUGCAAAAACAUAAGAUUAUAUUCACUUCAAUGGCUGUACUGACUCCUGCUGUUGGAUAUUAUUCCUAUGUUCACUAUGACACUUGUCCGAUUACCGGUAGGAAAAGAUGGAUCACUUUUACUCGUGAUCAAGUGAUUGCCUUAUCCGAACUUGAUUAUGAACAAUUGAUGGUUAAUUUCAAAGGCAAGUUUGUUGAAGAAUCUCAUCCUAUCUUUCAAAAAAAUCAAAUUUUGGUAAAACAACUUAUCGAAGGAAACACUGAUAUUGAAACAGUCAAGAAUACAACAUGGACCCUGCAUGUGAUAGAUGAUCCUGAAGUAACCAAUGCUUUUGUGCUCCCGAACGGUCACAUUUUUGUUUUCACAGGAAUGUUAAAAAUGCUCAAUACAUGGGAGGAGAUGGCUGUCAUACUUGGACAUGAAAUGUCACAUGCAAUUCUUGGGCAUUCUCAGGAACAACAAAGCUAUCUUGCAUUCGGAGAGUUACUGAUGGUUCCACUGCUGGCUUUUAUUUGGUUCUAUUUUGAGGAUUUUUUAGCAUUUCUGGUGUAUUCAAUUCAACAAUAUGUUUACCCAUUGUUAUUCGAAUAUGGAUUCAACCUUCCCUACGGAAGAAAAUUGGAGGUGGAAGCUGAUGAAGUUGGACUACUUUUAGCAGCGAAAGCAUGUUUUGAUCCCAGAUGGAGUGUUUUGUUAUGGGAGAAGAUGGCAAUGAAGGAGGCUUUGGAAGGAAAUGGUGAUGCUGAUGAUUUCGAUUUUUUAUCAACACAUCCCAGCAAUCAGAAGAGAUCUGCAAUUUUGGAAGAAAAAUUGCCAGAGGUUUUGGAGAUAAGAAGAAAAUGUAAUUGCCCACCCCUCCCUACUAAUGUCAAUCCUGAAGCGGUCGCCCAUCAAAUGCGAAGAUGUGUUGAAAAUAUAAAAGAACGAACUGUUCUCAUGGAGGAAUUGAAUCGAGCAACUUCAAUUUUGGAUCAAGAAAACUUUAUCAGAGCUAACAAAUUAGAUUCUGCAGAAAUCAAAGAACUUGAAAAGCUGAAAAGAGACUCUGAAAAAAUCAGAAACAAAUUACAAAAAUUAGAAGAUGAAUACAAUAAUCUCACAAAUGCGACUCAAUGUUCAACAAAUGAGCAAGAUCAAAAGGAGGAAAAGCAUCCAGGGGUACUUGCAAACAUUUGGUACAACCUUAUAGGCUCAAUAUAUACGACUGGCAAAUUAACUGAUACACUUUUCGAAAAAGAAAAUCUCAAACUUUCUACUGUUAACAUUAAUAAGUCAGCAUUGAAAACAACAUGUACCACAUCAAAUGGUAGUCUCUUGGAUAAUGAUAAAUCGAAAUAAUCUAGAAAAAUCUUUUUUACAAAUGUGAAUAUGGAUCAACAUAUUCUUAUUCCUGGUUGUUGAAGAAGGUUCAAUAGCCAUUGCUAUUUAUAACUGCAUGUGUUAGGUGUUACAAUGUACUAUGAUCGAAUUGUAUCACUUUAUAUAUAUGUUUGUCAUGCCUUAUUUUGUUAAUAGAUAAAAUUGUUAGGUAAUAGUCUAUAUAUGCAAGAACAUGAUGAUUGAAUGUUUACUUUUUAUUUCUUUGAAAGUUCAGUGAUUUUCUUCCGCUAUAUUUUCUAAUUUAUUUUUUGUAGCUGUGAAAGGAUGAUUUUGAUUAUUUUUUCAACAAAAAAUUUUCGAGGCACUGUAUUGUAAUUGCAAUCAUCAUAUAGUAAAUAGAUAACUAAUUUAACGACAAUAUGUCAAUCUUAAUAUGUAUAUAGAAGAGGUAUAUAAGAGGUAUAUUGGUCAGAAUAGUUUUUAUGCACAGCUUUCAUUUUAUGUUUUUUUCAUUGUUGCUCAGUUUGUAAGAACUAUCACUUAUUAAGCUUCGUUAAUCUGGCCACCCAUGAAAACUCAUGAGAAAGCAGAUGAGCCAAAAAGAUUCCCUACAGAAUUUUUAUACAGUAAGUGGAUGUCAUCUCAUUUUUGGUAUUGAUCGGGACAGAGACUAUCUUAUAGACCUCUGUGUUAUAAAUUAUUUUAUCAAAAUCAGUAUGUGAUGUGAUUUUGAUAAAUGACUUGUUAUUUUGUGCCAAUGUCCAUCUUGAGAAUUUGCAUUAUUUUAGUUCCAAAUUCCAAUAUGACCAAUUCUUUAAUAAUUGAAUAUAUUUUUUUUUGUAGAAUUGUUUAAUAAAAAAUUUAUAUUA